GAAAAAGCAUAUCAUACAAUGACAAUGGUGUAUUUAUUCUAAAACGGUACAGCGAAUAAUUCAGAAUAUACACCAAGCAAUAAUGGAGUACAGAGAAAUACCUUGAAAAUCCCAACCGGAAACAGCACUGCAGUUGCGGCUAACUUGCGGAUUCAGGUUAGGGUGAACUUCCAGUGGUGGCGCACAUGGGAGACCCUGGCAACCGCUGGAGGGAGAACACCGAUCGGGAGAGAAAAAUCAAACAGCCGCUGCUUUAUAGCACGUCGCCUCUCGGAUUCGCUCCAACAUUUGCCUUUUUGCCCAACAUCCGCCGAGGGUGACUGAGGGUGGCCGCCUUCCUUCCAACUUCCAGCCCCAUCUGCUGCUUCAUCUCGUCGGCGUGACUUUCACGUGGAGAGCCGCCGAUUGUCGUUACGUCCAGGAGUCCACCUCGAACAUCCAGCCGGUACCGAUAACUCCCAUCAUAAUGUCCGAGGAGAAGGGGACUACGGCGUGCCUCAUCCUGGAGGACGGGACGAGGUUCGAGGGCCGCCUUUUUGGCGCUAAAGUGUCCGUGUGUGGAGAAGUUGUGUUCCAGACAGGCAUGGUGGGCUACCCGGAGGCACUGACCGACCCCUCCUACCACCGCCAGCUGCUCACUCUCACCUACCCUCUGGUGGGCAAUUAUGGGGUGCCACCGGAUGAAGAGGGCGCAUUCGGACUCAGCAAGUGGUUCGAGUCGUCAAAGAUCCACGUCGCCGCCGUACUCAUCGGGGAGCUGUCGGAGAAUCCAAGUCACUGGAGCUCAGUGAAGUCGCUGGACCAGUGGCUGAAAGAACAAGGCGUUCCAGGGAUACAAGGCAUCGACACUCGCUGCCUGACCAAAAAGAUCCGCGAGAAGGGGACCAUGCUGGGGAAGCUGGUGUUGGAUGAAACCCCAGAGGAAAGCGUUCCUCUGGAUAAUCCCCACAAGAGCAACUUGGUCCAGGAGGUGUCCAUGAUGGAGACCCGCGUCUUCAACCCCGACGGUAGUCUGCGGAUCACUGUGGUUGACUGCGGCGUCAAAUACAACCAGAUCCGCUGCCUGGCGGAGCGAGGGGCCUGCGUGACCGUCGUACCCUGGGACCACCCGUUGGAGAGCGCAGACUUUGAUGGUUUGUUCAUCAGCAACGGUCCCGGGGAUCCGCAACUCUGCCAGGCCACCAUAAACAACGUGAGGACGGUGGCGUGCGUGGAUCGCCCCAAGCCGGUUUUUGGCAUCUGCCUCGGACACCAGCUUCUCUCCUUGGUCAUCGGUGCCAACACCUACAAAAUGAAGUAUGGCAACCGUGGCCACAACCAGCCUUGCAUCCACAAGGGCACCGGCCGCUGCUUCAUCACCAGUCAAAACCACGGCUUCGCCGUCGACCCCGAGACGCUGCCUAGCGACUGGGACGUCCUCUUCACCAACGCCAACGACCACACCAACGAGGGCAUCGUGCACAAUACGAAACCGCUCUUCAGUGUUCAGUUCCACCCCGAGCACAUGGCCGGUCCCACGGAUCUGGUUGGCCUGUUCGACGUCUUCCUCAGCACCGUCAGAGACCACAAAGAGGGCAACGCUGGCAAAUCCGUGAAGCAGCGUCUCAUGGACUAUCUCACCUAUGUGGGUUUUCCGAAGCCUGAAGAGGUUUCCCGACCAAAGAAGGUCCUCAUCCUGGGCUCUGGAGGACUGUCCAUCGGCCAAGCUGGCGAGUUUGACUACUCAGGGUCUCAGGCCAUUAAAGCUCUGAAGGAGGAGAACAUCCAGACGGUGCUCAUCAACCCCAACAUCGCCACCGUGCAGACUUCCAAAGGUCUGGCGGACAAGGUCUACUUCCUGCCCAUCACGGCAGAGUACGUGACUCAGGUCAUCAAAAACGAGCGCCCCGACGGUGUCCUCCUGACCUUCGGCGGGCAGACGGCGCUGAACUGCGGCGUGGAGCUGACCAAGCUGGGCGUGCUGGAGAAGUACAACGUGAAAGUGCUGGGAACGCCAGUGGCAUCCAUCGAGAUGACCGAGGACAGGAAGAUCUUUGUGGAGAAGAUGGAGGAGAUCAACGAGCACGUGGCCCCGAGCGAAGCGGCUCUGUCUGUGGAGCAGGCGGCGGCGGCUGCGGAGCGCCUGGGCUACCCCGUCCUGGUCCGCUCGGCCUUCGCCCUGGGCGGCCUGGGCUCCGGGUUUGCCAACAACCGCGAGGAGCUGACCUCUCUGGUCACCUCGGCGUUCGCCCACACCUCGCAGGUGCUGGUGGACAAGUCGCUGAAGGGGUGGAAGGAGAUCGAGUACGAGGUGGUGCGGGACGCCUACGACAACUGCGUCACUGUGUGCAACAUGGAGAACAUCGACCCUCUGGGCAUCCACACGGGAGAGUCCAUCGUUGUGGCACCCAGCCAGACCCUGAAUGACCACGAGUACAACAUGCUGAGGAACACCGCCAUCAAGGUCAUCCGCCACCUCGGCAUCGUGGGCGAGUGCAACAUCCAAUAUGCUCUCAACCCGGAAUCAGACCAGUACUACAUCAUCGAGGUGAACGCCCGCCUGUCGCGGAGCUCCGCCCUGGCCAGCAAGGCGACAGGUUAUCCUCUAGCCUACGUGGCGGCCAAGCUCGGCCUGGGAAUCCCGCUGCCACAACUCAAGAAUUCCGUGACCAACUCCACCACAGCCAACUUUGAGCCCAGCCUGGACUACUGCGUGGUGAAGGUGCCCCGCUGGGAUCUGAGCAAGUUCCUGAGGGUUUCCACCAAAAUCGGAAGCUCCAUGAAGAGCGUUGGGGAAGUGAUGGCGAUUGGCCGCAGCUUCGAGGAGGCUUUCCAGAAGGCUCUCAGGAUGGUGGACGAGAACUGCGUCGGAUUCGACCACACCAUCAAGCCAGUGUCUGACCAGGAGCUGCAGACGCCGACGGACAAGCGGAUCUUUGUCCUGGCCGCAGCCUUGAGGGCGGGCUACACUGUGGACCAGCUGUACCAGCUGACCAAGAUCGACCGCUGGUUCCUGCACAAGAUGAAGAACAUCGCCGAUCAUGAGCGUCUGCUGGAGACGUACAACCAGGACGAGAGCGCCAUGCCGCCGCAGGCGAUGCGGAAGGCCAAGCAGCUGGGCUUCUCGGACAAGCAGAUCGCUCUCGCCGUGCAGAGCACCGAGCUGGCCGUGAGAAAGCUGCGUCACGAUUGGUCCAUCCUGCCUGUGGUCAAGCAGAUCGACACGGUGGCCGCCGAGUGGCCGGCCUUCACCAACUACCUGUACCUGACCUACAACGGCACGGAGAACGACCUGGACUUCCAUGACCUACACGUCAUGGUGAUCGGCUCGGGCGUCUACCGCAUCGGAAGCAGCGUGGAGUUCGACUGGUGCGCGGUGGGCUGCAUCACGGAGCUCAGGAAGAUGGGCUACAAGACCAUCAUGGUCAACUACAACCCCGAGACCGUCAGCACAGACUACGACAUGUGUGACCGCCUCUACUUUGACGAAAUCUCCUUCGAGGUGGUGAUGGACAUUUAUGAGAUGGAAAACCCCGAAGGCGUCAUCUUGUCCAUGGGAGGCCAGCUGCCCAACAACAUCGCCAUGUCGCUGCACCGCCAGCAGUGCCGCAUCCUGGGAACGUCGCCAGAGUUCAUCGACUCGGCCGAGAACAGGUUCAAGUUCUCCAGAAUGCUGGACACCAUCGGCAUCAGCCAGCCGCAGUGGAAGGAGCUGUCCGACACCGAGUCGGCUGUGAAGUUUUGCGAGACUGUGGGCUACCCCUGCUUGGUCCGCCCGUCCUAUGUGCUCAGUGGCGCCGCCAUGAACGUGGCGUACGGGGACUGCGAUCUGGAGAAGUUCCUGAGCAGCGCCGUGGCCGUGUCCAAGGAGCACCCUGUUGUCAUCUCCAAGUUCAUCCAGGAAGCCAAGGAGAUAGACGUGGACGCCGUGGCGUGUGACGGCGUCGUAAUGGCCAUCGCCGUGUCUGAACACGUGGAGAAUGCCGGGGUGCACUCCGGCGAUGCAACGCUGGUGACUCCCCCUCAAGACCUCAACCAGAAGACCAUGGAGACCAUCAAGAUGAUAGUGCACGCCAUCGGGCAGGAGCUUCAGGUCACGGGACCCUUCAACCUCCAGCUCAUUGCCAAGGACGACCAGCUGAAGGUGAUCGAGUGCAACGUUCGGGUUUCCCGCUCCUUUCCCUUUGUGUCCAAGACAUUGGGCGUGGACCUCGUUGCUCUGGCGACGCGGGUCAUUAUGGGCGAAGAGGUGGAGCCUGUUGGCCUCAUGGGAGGGAAAGGGAUCGUGGGGGUGAAGGUCCCCCAGUUUUCCUUCUCAAGGCUGGCGGGGGCCGACGUGGUGCUGGGCGUGGAGAUGACGAGCACCGGCGAAGUGGCCUGCUUUGGCGAGAACCGCUACGAGGCUUACCUCAAAGCCAUGCUUUCCACCGGCUUCAAGAUUCCCAAGAAGAACAUUCUGCUCUCCAUCGGCAGUUAUAAGAACAAGAGCGAGCUGCUUCCCACCGUUCGAGCUCUGGAGUCGCUGGGUUACGACCUGUACGCCAGUCUGGGCACCGCCGAUUUCUACACUGAACAUGGCGUCAAGGUGACGGCCGUGGAUUGGCCCUUCGAGGAGGAGGACAGCGAGUGUCCCACCAAGGAGAAACAGCGCAGCAUCAUGAACUACUUGGAAGAGAACCACUUUGACCUGGUGGUCAACCUCUCCAUGAGGAACAGCGGAGGCCGCCGCCUGUCGUCCUUCGUCACCAAAGGCUACAGGACGAGGCGCAUGGCCAUCGACUACUCGGUGCCGCUCAUCAUCGACAUCAAGUGCACCAAACUCUUUGUUCAGGCUCUUCGUCAGAUUGGCAGGAGCCCACCAGUGAAAACUCACAUUGACAGCAUGACAUCGCAGACGCUGGUCCGGCUUCCUGGUCUCAUUGAUGUCCACGUGCACUUUCGGGAGCCCGGCGCCACCCACAAGGAGGACUUCUCCUCCGGUACAGCGGCGGCCCUGGCAGGGGGCGUGACCAUGAUCUGCGCCAUGCCCAACACCUCCCCCGCCAUCACAGACGCCACCACCCUGUCCCUCGUGCAAAAGCUCGCUAAAGCCAGCUGCCGCUGCGACUACGCCCUGUACUUGGGCGCCGCGUCGGACAACGCCGCCACCCUGCCGUCCAUCGCCAGCCAGGCCGCCGGCCUGAAGAUGUACCUGAAUGACACCUACUCCACGCUGAAGAUGGACAACGUCUCCCUGUGGAUGGAGCACUUUGAGAAGUGGCCCAAGCAUCUGCCCAUCGUGGCCCAUGCUGAGAACCAGACGGUGGCCGCCGUCCUGAUGGUGGCUCAGCUCUACCAGCGGCCGGUCCACAUCUGCCACGUGGCUAAGAAGGAGGAGAUCUCCAUCAUCCGAGCCGCCAAACAGAAGGGCAUCCAGGUGACGUGCGAGGUGGCGCCCCAUCACCUUUUUCUGUGCCAGGACAACAUGAUAGAAAUCGGCGAGGGGCGAGCGCAAGUGCGGCCCAUGCUGGGCACCCGCGAGGACAUGGAUGCGCUGUGGGAGAACCUGGACAUCAUCGAUUGCUUCGCCACAGACCACGCGCCUCACUCUGUGGAGGAGAAGAGCUGUGAUCAUCCUCCUCCGGGCUAUCCCGGCCUGGAGACCAUGCUGCCGCUGCUGCUGACCGCCGUCAGUGAUGGACUUCUGACGUUGGACGACAUCGUGCAGCGUCUUCACGACAACCCGCGCAGGAUCUUCAACCUCCCGGCGCAAGACAACACCUAUGUGGAGGUGGACCUGGAGCAGGAGUGGGUUAUUCCUCAGACCAUGCAGUUCACCAAGUCCAAGUGGACGCCUUUCAGCGGCAUGAAGGUGAAGGGCAAGGUUCGGCGCGUGGUCCUCCGAGGAGAGGUGGCCUACAUCGAUGGCCAGGUGUUGGUGCCGCCAGGUUACGGUGAAGAUGUGAAGACCUGGCCGGCAACUUCCAUCCUGUCUCCCGAAAGCCCCAUGACCCCCGAGCGUCCUCGGCCGACUCCUCCUCGCGAGGGCCUGAUGCGAACCCGGGCCCCCAGCCCUCGUCGCUCCGCAGGGGAGGGUCGCUACCUGCUGCCCCCUCGCGUCCACCGCUCCUCCGACCCAGGACUGCCGCCAGGUGCUCCCAAACGUUGCAUGAAGUAUCGCUUGAUGAUUUGGCCGUCCCUAAAAGUUGCAGUGCUCUUUGCAGAGAUGGUGAUGCUGCCGCCCGCGGGGGCCGCUGAUGGCUACAGCCACCCCCCUCCCCUGUCCCGGCUGCUGUCCCCCCAGGCCGGUCUGGGACAGAUCCCUGCUGGCCAGCUGUCCCACAACCAGAUGUCUCCUCUGUUACACCCCCUGGUAGGCCAGCACAUCUUGUCCGUCAGACAGUUCAGCAAAGAGCAGAUGUCUCACCUCUUCAACAUUGCACACACGUUACGCCUGUUGGUCCAAAAAGAACGCAGCCUGGACAUCCUGAAGGGUAAAGUGAUGGCAUCCAUGUUCUACGAGGUCAGCACCCGCACCAGCAGCUCCUUUGCAGCAGCCAUGCAGCGUCUGGGCGGAUCGGUUGUCCACUUCUCCGAGUCCACCUCGUCCACGCAGAAGGGAGAAUCCCUGGCUGACUCCGUCCAAACCAUGAGCUGCUACGCUGACGUGCUGGUGCUCCGACACCCGAUGCCUGGCGCCGUGGAGAAUGCGUCACGCCAUUGCCGCAAGCCAGUGAUCAACGCCGGGGACGGCGUGGGCGAGCACCCCACCCAGGCUCUUCUGGACGUCUUCACCAUCCGAGAGGAGCUGGGGACGGUCAACGGCAUGACGAUAACCAUGGUGGGCGACCUGAAACACGGCCGCACCGUUCAUUCGCUGGCCAAGCUGCUGACCCAGUACCGCAUCACGCUGCGCUACGUGGCCCCCAGGAACCUCCACAUGCCAGCAGAGAUCAUAGACUACGUGGCCUCCAAGGGCAUCAAACAGGAGGAGUUUGAGAGCAUCGAGGAGGCUCUGCCCGAUACCGACGUCCUCUACAUGACCAGGAUCCAGAAGGAGAGGUUUGCAUCUGAAGAGGAGUACAAGGCUUGUUUCGGCCAGUUCAUCCUCACCCCUCACAUCAUGACCGGGGCCAAGAAGAAGAUGGUGGUCAUGCACCCGCUGCCCCGAGUCAACGAAAUCAGUGCCGAGGUGGACACGGACCCGAGGGCAGCCUACUUCCGGCAGGCCGAGAACGGCAUGUACAUCCGAAUGGCCCUGCUGGCCACCGUACUCGGCAGAUAGACAGGGUUCCCGUUGUUGGCCGACUAGCACCCGCCCGCCCACCCACUCCAGUUCUUUGACAGGGUUUGAAACACACGAGCCAAUUAGACAACAAUACCAUGCUGCUGUAACCCCUCCCCCCCAACCCUUUCCUCUUUGCAGUCACCCGUGCUAAGUUGCUAAGUGGUCUGUUCCUUCUAUGAUAUACCUCAUCCAACUCUUACAUUUGUCAAACAUGUCGCUUCUCUCUUGAUAUCUAGUACUGGACAAUGUAUUUUCUAUUGUGGAGAAAUUAAUAAAAAAAGUUUUCCCUUUGCA
This is a messenger RNA of Doryrhamphus excisus (bluestripe pipefish), 7540 nucleotides long. The record is from RefSeq and is a predicted model, not a curated record. Lineage: Eukaryota; Metazoa; Chordata; Actinopteri; Syngnathiformes; Syngnathidae.